CAGUGAAGCACAGACGGAUGCCAGCGUUACGCUCAGAUCUGACAGACGAGCACACACACACACACACACAAAAGCAGACCGCAUCUGCAUUCACAGGACAGAGAGAGAGAGAGACACACACACACGCCGCGGAAGAGAACACCUGCAGAUCUGAGGCUGUAACACAGCAGUCAGUGGAUUUUCAUCUCCUGCUCUUGCUGUAAGUUUGAGGACGUCUGCAGCCUCCAGCGGCGCUCCUGCACGGAUUACAGCUGAGGACUCAGCGGAUCUGUGAAGAGACGAGUCGGACCACUGGAUAAAGAGCUGUGUGUCGGCUGACACUGUUGAUGAGGAUUACAGCCGGCUCUGGUCUGUUGAGCACACACACACACACACACUCUGCUCCUCAUCAUGAUCUUCAGCUGGUGUGUGUGCGUCUCCUCGGAGCGGGCGCUGAACACUGAAGGUGUGUGUCUGGCUGUAGGACACAAGCUAGCGUGCAGCGGUGCUAUGGAGCAGUGAGUGUGUGUGCGCUCAGCAUGGUGCCGCCGCCGGCCGCCAGUAAGCCGCACGUGUGCCUGUCGGCCGCCGUCAUUAUGGGCAGUAUGGCAUUGCUGGAUGUGUGUCUGGUGCAGCAGAGUCGCGGGCCGCGCCGCAUCGGGAUCGGCCUGAUGGUGAGCGUGGGCGAGCUCUGCUUCCUAAUCGUGCUGCGAUACGUGGCCGUGUGGGUCGGCGCCGAGGUCAGGACGGCUAAACGGGGAUACGCCAUGAUACUGUGGUUCCUCUACAUUUUCGUGCUGGAGAUUAAGGUCUACUUCAUCUACCAGAACUACAAGGCUGACCGGAAGAGUCUGGACGCUCUGGCCCGGAAGGCGCUGACGCUGCUGCUGUCCGUCUGCGUGCCGCUGCUGUUCCUGGUCCUGGUGGCAGUCGACCACAUGCAGUACGUCACAGCGUUCCGCAAGAAGGAGGAGAUCCGGAACCGGCUGUUCUGGGUGGUGGUGGACCUGCUGGAUGUGCUGGACAUCCAGGCCAACCUGUGGGAGCCGCAGAAGAAGGGGCUGCCACUGUGGGCAGAGGGUCUGAUGUUCUUCUACUGCUACAUUCUGCUGCUGGUGCUGCCCUGCGUGUGCCUGAGUGAGAUCAGCAUGCAGGGCAUCAAUAUCAGCCCGCAGAAGAUGCUGUUGUACCCCAUCCUCAGCCUGGCCUCCAUUAAUGUGGUCACGCUGUUCAUCCGCGGGGGAAACAUGCUGCUCUACAGGGACGGCCGUGUCUCCGGAAUCCUCAUGGCCAAGAACAUGCUGGCCAUCGUCCUGAAGACCUGCAGCUUCGUGCAGUACCGCAGACAGCUCCAGAGCGCCCCUGCUGGUCUCACGCUGCAACUACAGAAGAACUGUGUAUCGACUGCUCGAACCGCACACACACCGGCGCAGGGGCACACGCCACUGCCCGAGGUCACAGCCUGCCACCAUACAUGA
This is a messenger RNA of Danio aesculapii, 1457 nucleotides long. Its product is annotated as transmembrane protein 121. The transcript has a single exon. NCBI's taxonomy places the organism in Eukaryota, Metazoa, Chordata, Actinopteri, Cypriniformes, Danionidae. The record is from RefSeq and is a predicted model, not a curated record. Bases 519 to 1457 code for a protein of 312 amino acids.